This is a messenger RNA of Rhinocladiella mackenziei CBS 650.93, 630 nucleotides long. RefSeq lists its product as uncharacterized. The transcript is spliced from 3 exons. NCBI's taxonomy places the organism in Eukaryota, Fungi, Ascomycota, Eurotiomycetes, Chaetothyriales, Herpotrichiellaceae. Bases 1 to 630 code for a protein of 209 amino acids. The record is from RefSeq and is a predicted model, not a curated record. Gene Ontology annotation, molecular function: oxidoreductase activity.
AUGAAGGUCUGUUCACCCGACCAUGACGCCCUCCGUCGGUUUCGUCUGAGCGAUGACGCCAAAAGUACCACCUUCGUGGUCAAGUAUUAUCCGUACCAAUUGUACCCUGACGCCUCGAAGGAGGGCGAAGAUAAAUAUGAAUGGUAUAAGAAGUCGAGAUAUGCGGACUCGGAAGAUAAAAUGAAGAUGUACAUGACUUUAAUCUCGGCUUACGGCACGAGCGCAGGCAUCGACUUCAAGUUUGGUGGCACGGUCGCCAACACGAUGGAUGCACAUCGUGUAAUCCAACACUUUCAGGAAGAGAAGGGACCGGAGACCGCAGGCAAAAUCAUCAACUCACUGUACUCUCAGUAUUUUGAAGACGAGAAACACCCCUCGAAGGAUGAGACGUUGUUAAAGGCGACGACAGAUGCCGGGAUCCCAGAAGACGAGGCCAAGGCCUUUAUUGAAGACAAAAUAAAUGGGAUGAUGGAUGUUAAGAAUGCGGUUCGUCAACAGGCCGGCAACGGAGUGGAUAGUGUCCCGUAUAUCGUCAUUGAAGGUAAGAGGAGAGAUAUUACUUUGAUUGGAGCCAAGGAAGUGGAAGAAUAUGAGAAGGCGUUGCAACAGACCGUAAAAGAAAGCAAAUAG